CUUUCUUCUUCGUUAUCCCCUUUUUAUUUCAUUUUCAUGACAUCUUUGCAAGUUUUAGGAGCUGGCUUCGGCCGUACAGGCACUAUGAGCCUCAAGUAUGCUUUGGAUCAUUUAGGAUACAACACUCACCAUAUGCACAUGGUCCUCAUUGACAAUACUCAAAUACCAGAAAUCUUUGAAGAGGCUUACAAGAAUCCAGACGCUCCUGUUGACUGGGAUCGCGCUUAUCUUGGCUACAAUGCUGCAGUUGACUGGCCUACUACUGCUUUCUUUGACAAAAUCUAUAAGCUAAACCCAGAUGCUAAAAUCAUCUUGACUGUCCGCGACCCUGAAUCUUGGUUUAAUUCAGUUAUUAAAACUAUCCAUGAAUGGCCUGAAGUCAAUGAAACAUGGCCAACGCAAAUCAUUCGGGCACGAAAAAUGGCGCGCGUAGUGGUCCGAGAUGGUGAAUUAGGAGGUUCAGAUAUCAUUACUCGCAAGGAUCAGCUGAUGAAGAAGUUUGUAGACCAUAUUGAGCGUGUCAAAUCUAUAGUCAAGCCUGAGAAUCUAUUGAUCAUGAAACUCGGUGAUGGAUGGGAAGUGCUUUGUCCUUUCUUGGGGAAAGAGAUUCCAAAGGAUUUACCUUAUCCACAUAAAAACAAGGGAGAGAAUUUCGGAAACAUGCUAAAAGGCAUCAAGGAGCUCUUGGGUGAUCAAACUAAGGAUGAAGUUGAAGUAUUGAAGGUUUAAAACAUUCGAACCUCCUGAAACAAAAACAUUUACUCUAAAUAAAUGGACCCUUUUUUCCACCUUUUCUUUAAGUCGUCUAUUAGCUAAAACCAGUUUUUCUAGAAGUAAUUGACUAUUUUGUAAUUUAAAACAACUCUAGAAAAUAUUAUACAUG
Messenger RNA from Gilbertella persicaria, 883 nucleotides. Its product is annotated as P-loop containing nucleoside triphosphate hydrolase protein. The coding region runs from base 37 to 729 and encodes 230 amino acids. The transcript is spliced from 2 exons. The record is from RefSeq and is a predicted model, not a curated record. Lineage: Eukaryota; Fungi; Mucoromycota; Mucoromycetes; Mucorales; Choanephoraceae.